This is a messenger RNA of Lichtheimia ornata, 1812 nucleotides long. RefSeq lists its product as uncharacterized. The coding region runs from base 1 to 1812 and encodes 603 amino acids. The transcript is spliced from 7 exons. Gene Ontology annotation, cellular component: nucleus. The record is from RefSeq and is a predicted model, not a curated record. Gene Ontology annotation, biological process: positive regulation of transcription by RNA polymerase II. Lineage: Eukaryota; Fungi; Mucoromycota; Mucoromycetes; Mucorales; Lichtheimiaceae.
AUGAACGCCCCAAUUUCAUAUGAGAGUGAUGCGACGCGUUGUUGCCCUUGCAAAUGGACCGGUUGCCAUGACGCUUUUGAAACGGUCGAGAUUCUCUAUGAGCACCUGUGCAAUGAACACAUUGGUCGUAAAGCAACUCACAACUUGUGCCUUGAAUGCCGAUGGGACGAGUGUGGUGCCCAAGCAGCCAAACGCGAUCAUCUCGCCAGCCAUUUACUUGUCCACCUUCCACUGAAACCCCAUCAAUGCUCGACUUGCAAGAAAGCUUUCAAGCGACCUCAGGAUUUGAAAAAGCAUGAAAAGAUCCAUACUAUUGAACAUAAAGCGUCACUUAUCAGCAAACAACCUGGAUACAAAGCCGUACGACGUAGAAAACAUCAAUCGCAAACUUCAAAGUCCAAUACCGAUUGGCACACGCAAGCAACCAGCCCAAGCUCGAACAAGACCGAUACCGAUUUCUCGGGUAGCGGCAGCCAUGUUCCUUCCAACUCGGGCAAUUCGUCAUUAUUCAUCCGCAGACAGAGCCCAAUCUCCAUGAACCCUGUACAAGAUCUCUUCCAGCAGGUGGUGGAUAAUAAUACUUUAUCACCAGAGUACAAUGACGAGAUGAUGGAUCGACUAGAUUAUAUUUCUGCAGCUGUGCAACAUCAAUCAAAUGAAUGGAUCCCACCCGUGGACAAUCCAAAUGACCUUGAUACAUUGCAAUCAUGGCUAGAACAAUUAUCCGCCAACAUUCAAACAGACACAUGCUUGUAUCCUGAUUUAGCAACAACAGCAACAGCAACAGCAACAACGACACAACCACCAUCCACAUCAUCAGCAUCCGAUAACGACCUGUAUUUGUAUUCAAAUGAAUUUCUUGACAACAUUUCCAAUACACCUUCACCACCUGAUUGGAAGACGCUUAUGAUGACAAGCACUGAGAAUCCCCUGGCAGCAUCUGUGUUAUUGAAUCAUUCUCAAAACAGCCAUACGCCACCUUCCAUUUCUUCACAUCAUCCAUCUCCUCCAUCAUCUACAUCACCAUCAUCACCACCCGAAGACCCAUCAUCAUCUACAGCAACAGCCGCAACAACUAUUGGCGCCUCUUUUUGGACACCUGCAUCUGAUCUACCACCAGUAGAAGAAAAGAACGAGGCUAUCGAUGGCCCAACGCCUUCUGAUUCAGUCGACUUUUCUCCACCCGUCAUGGUUUACAGUGAGAAACAGCCUAUCCAUUUAUUCGAAUCGAGCAGUGAAAAGACACAAAUGGCUGCUGCUGCAAAGGCGAAGCAGCGUCAGAAUCCCAUGUCUCAUGAAGAUAAACGUAACGUCAUUCGCAUGCUGAAUGUACUCAGUGCCCCUGAUGAUGAUGCCAAUAACCAGCAGACAUUAUCAUCUUCGACAACCACAAUCACCACCCAUAGUAACCAUAGCAGCACAAAAUCACCCAUCAAAAAGGAUGAAAAGAAGGAUGCCCCUCAAAGCGCAAGUCCAAUGGUCAAUUCACCAUGUACAACCCACGCUGGUGGAGUCUUCAAAGUAUUGGACGAUGACAAGGAUACAAAAGAGGAUUCACCUUAUGCUGGUCUUUUGGAAAAGCUACGCGAUCUCUCGUUUGAUGAUUCAGAUGAUGCCAGUGAUGAUAUGCAACAGCAGCGCCAUGCUGAGACUGUCAAUUAUUUAUGGGAUGCGGUGAUGCGUGCCAAAAAGACAAUGAGCAAGCCUUCAAGGAGCAACAGCAACGAGACACGUCGUCAUGGAGAUACCCCUCAGCAGCAUACACCAACAACAACUACAACUACUACUCGUACCCCUCUCAUUUCUGUUUGA